AUGGAAGAAACACCACAUUUAGUUGCACAUUUUAUGGCUGCUGGAGCAGAAAAACGUUUAGAAGAUUAUCAUUUUUUACGUAAUACUUAUGAAACAAUUAGUGGACAAGAAAUGCAACUUAAUCGUAUUUUACGUAUGCUUGGUGAAGAUGAAUUUACUCUCAAUUGGCGAACAGAAUUAUUACCAAUAGGCAGAGCUCGAUCUCGAUCUGCUUAUGAUUUUGAUCGAUGGAGUAGUGCUUUCAAUUUACAAGGCUGUAUUGCUUAUGAACGUCUUCGAGACUUAGAACAUGAUUAUUCAAAAAAUACAAAACCAUCAACAAUUCCAUCAUCAUCUCGUCGUGUACAAGAACUUCGAGAACGUCGAAAACGCUUAAGUGAACAACAUGAUCAUCCACCGUUAUCGACAAUACGUGGUAGUGGUGUUUUAUCUUCAGCACGUUUACAAGCUUUAGCUGAAUAUGAUACGGCAUUAGCAGAAUCUGAAGCAAAACGAAAACGACAAGCAGAAGAAAAUCAUUUAAAUACUUCAAAAAAUGAUGAAAAUGAAUUAAUUGAAAAACGACGUGAAAAAUUCAAAACAAUGCUUGAAAAUGAAAAUGAAAAUGAAAAAUAUGAAAAAUCAAAACAACAAGAAGUUGAAUCAAACAAUAAUUUUAUCGAAAAUAGUCAUUUGAAUGAAGAUCAAAAUGAAAAUUUAAUUAAAACUCAAGCAAACGAUUCUGAUAAAAAUCGAAAAUCUUCUAUUGACUAUGAUCAAGAAAAAUCAGGAGAUAUUGAAUUAAUAUCAUUUACUGUUCAUUGGGAACCUAUACCAUCAACAAAUGAAAAUCAAGAUGAAAAAAAUUCUUUAAUUCGUCUUUCAUGUCAAUGGGCAUCACCAAGUUCAUCAUCUACAAUUGAUUAUUUUACAAUUGAACGUCAAUUAGGUGAUAAAGAAUGGUUUCCAAUUGGAGAAAAAAUCGAUAAAUUAGAAAAUCAAACACAAUUAGAUAUUUCAUUAUUCAAUGAUAAUGAUAAUAAUGAAAUUAAUAUUAAUAUUCCAUCAUAUUUUCGUCUUAAAGCUCAUCUACAAAAUGGUCAAACAUUUACAAGUAAACCAACUGAUGAAAUAUUUCUUAAUUUAUUUCAAGAUAAAAAUAUAAUUAUACCACAUGUGGAUAUUCUUUCAUCUGAUUCUGUUCAAUUAACAUGGAAUGAUAAUCAAAAUGAAGAAAAAUCAAAUAUCUAUGAUAUUGAAAAGAAAGAAAAACAACAACCAGAAUGGGAAAAACUUAUUGAAGUUCCAUUAUCACAACGUUCAGCUAGAAUAGAUAGUUUAACCGAUGCUAAACAAUGUCAAUUUCGUUUGACACCAUCAACAAGUGAACUUGAAGAAAUGAAAAAAACAGAUAAUGAAAUCGAACCAGAAGUAUUAACCGUACAUAAUGUUAAUGAAUGGUUAAAUUCAUUACAUAUUAAUCCAACAUCACCAAAUAUAGUUGAUAUUAAUAUAUCUGAAGAAGGUUUUAAAGAUUUCAAUUGUUAUAAAAUUGAAUACACGACAAUCAAUCAACUCGAUCAAUGGACACAAAUAUCGGAUAUUACUCAUGAUGAUCCACAAUUAACAAUUGAUAAUCUUAAACAAGGAACUGAUUAUAAAUUUCGUUUUACUCCAGUUUUAACAGGAACAACAGCAACAAUAAAUGGAACUGAUAAUUCUCAACUUUCACUUGUCCUUGAUGUUAAAAUGCCAUUAGCAAGAAAAGGACGAUUUGCUAAAACGGAAAGUGAAACUCCGGUGGGUAUUCCACCUCAAUUUUCAAUUCAAAAACUUGACUCUACAAGUGUUCUUAUUGAAGCGAUUGUUCCGGGAGAAGAACCAGCAACAUUCGAAGAUGUUUUUGAUGUUUAUUCCAAAAGCGAUGCAACAGAUGAUGAUUGGAAUAAAGUUGGAACAAUUGAUAAAGAACAUUUAAGUACAACAGUUGAAAAUCUUGAAGAAAAUACAGCAUAUAGUUUUAAAAUUGAUAAUAUAACAUCAUCGUCAACUGAUAAUCAAAAUAAUACUGUACAAGAAUUUAAGUUUGAAACAACAUCAGUAAAACAAUAUGACCCAUCUUUACUUCUGGAAAAAAUUGAACAAAGUCUUGAAAAUGUUGUUAAUAGUGUUAUGCAAGCAGCUGCUGGUCAUCAGACACUUCAAGAGCCAGUGAAUAAAAGUUUAAAUGAAGUUAUUAAAGAAGUAUUUCGUGAUGAAUCACUUGUACCAAGUGAACAAUAUGGAUUUGAUACAUUAGCAUUAAAUGAUGAUUUAUUAUUAUAUCGUGGACCAAAACAAAUGAUGUUAAAAGAAUUAGAAGUAGAUGAAACAAUUGAUUUGUCAAAACAUUAUGGUGAAAUAAUAAUUCAUAAUCAUCGUACAACAAAACAAUCAGUUAUUGUUCGCGAAGAUAAUGGUAAUACACGUGUUGAAAAUAUUGAUGGUGAUAUCAUAUUACGUAAUGUUGUUAGUGAUGUUUUAUUAAAAAAUGACCAAACACAUCAUCAAUUAUCAAUGAAUAUAGUUGGACAAGCUUUUUUGAAAGGUGUACAAGGAACAUUAGUUGCAUCAAAAUUUAAAGGAAUUAUAGUUGUGAAAAAUGUAAAUAAACCAUAG
This is a messenger RNA of Rotaria sp. Silwood2, 2637 nucleotides long. NCBI's taxonomy places the organism in Eukaryota, Metazoa, Rotifera, Eurotatoria, Philodinida, Philodinidae. The record is from the annotation of a GenBank genome assembly.